Molecule: messenger RNA, 4830 nt
Organism: Larimichthys crocea (large yellow croaker)
Lineage: Eukaryota; Metazoa; Chordata; Actinopteri; Sciaenidae
Product: receptor-type tyrosine-protein phosphatase S
Exons: 29
Coding region: 193-4830 (1545 amino acids)
Biological process (GO): protein dephosphorylation
Molecular function (GO): protein binding; protein tyrosine phosphatase activity
Source: RefSeq, a predicted model, not a curated record
UAUCCAAGCCCAGAACACCCCUGCCUCCCCAAACGCACACACAAAACACUGGACCUCUAUUCUGAGUGCCAAGCCGUCCUGCGUGAAGACACCCAACCUUCCCUGUGCAGUCGGGGGCCUCGGCUCUCCAGCCAGGUCAAAGAUCAGUCCCAACCCACCCCUCCCUGCCCCCCUUUCCCUACUGGAGCCAAGAUGGCCACCAGUGGUGCCCCUCGCCUCUCCUUGCCACUCCUGUUGCCUGUCACCACUCUGCUGCUAUCACUGCUGCUCACCGGCUCCCACGCCUUAUCACCACCACGGUUCACUAAAGUUCCCGUCGACCAGAUAGGCGUCUCAGGGGGCGUGGUCUCCUUUGUGUGCCAGGCGACGGGUGACCCCAAGCCAAGAGUUAGCUGGAACAAGAAAGGCAAGAAGGUCAACUCCCAGCGUAUAGAGACCAUCGAGUUUGACGAGGGCGCCGGCGCCGUACUCAGAAUCCAGCCUCUCCGAGCGCCACGUGAUGAGAACAUCUAUGAAUGCGUUGCUGAGAACACCGAGGGCGAGAUCACUGUCAAUGCCAAGCUGUCCAUCAUCCGAGAGGACCUACUCCCACCAGGCUUCCCUAACAUUGACAUGGGCCCUCAACUCAAAGUGGUGGAGCGCACUCGAACAGCCACCAUGCUCUGUGCUGCCAGUGGCAACCCUGACCCAGAAAUCACCUGGUACAAAGACUUUCUGCCCAUUGAUCCCAGUGCAAGUAAUGGCCGGAUCAAACAACUACGCUCAGGUGCCUUGCAGAUCGAGAACAGUGAGGAGACUGACCAGGGGAAGUACGAGUGCGUGGCGUCUAAUGUGGAAGGCGUGCGCUACUCGUCCCCUGCUAAUCUUUAUGUGCGAGAGCUUCGAGAAGUCCGGCGGGUGCCUCCUCGCUUCUCCAUUCCACCAACGAGUCAGGAAAUUAUGCCCGGUGGCAGUGUGAACAUUACGUGUGUGGCAGUGGGGUCGCCCAUGCCAUACGUCAAGUGGAUGCUGAACUCAGAAGACUUAACACCAGAGGAUGAGAUGCCAGUGGGUAGGAACGUUCUCGAACUGAGCAGUGUUCGUGAGUCAGCCAACUACACCUGUGUGGCAAUGAGCAGCCUUGGCAUCAUUGAGGCUGUGGCGCAGAUCACUGUCAAAUCUCUCCCUAAGCCUCCAGGUACCCCUGUGGUGACUGAAACCACAGCCACCAGUGUCACCAUUACCUGGGAUUCGGGCAACCCAGACCCAGUGACUUACUAUAUCAUCCAAUAUAGAGCCAAGUCCCCAGACAGCAAAUAUGAGACAGUGGACGAUAUCACCACUACACGUUACAGCAUUGGUGGCCUCUACCCCAACACAGAGUACGAAAUCCGUGUCUCAGCCGUCAACACAAUUGGCCAGGGUCCUCCCAGUGAUCCAGUAGAAACCAGGACUGGUGAACAGGCCCCUGCCAGUCCACCACGAAAUAUCCAGGCCCAGAUCAUAUCUCAGACCACCAUGAUGGUGCGCUGGGAAGAGCCUGAGGAGCCCAACGGACAGAUCAAGGGUUACCGUGUUUAUUACACCAUGGACAACUCCCAACCCAUGAGCCUCUGGCAGAUCCAUAAUGUACAGGACAGCAUCAUCACAACUCUCCAGAGCCUGGUUCAUCAAGAGACAUACACAAUUAAAGUCCUAGCAUUUACUUCUGUAGGAGAUGGACCUUUCUCAGAGCCCAUUCAUGUCAAAGUACUGCCAGGAGUUCCAGGUCAGCCAUCCAAAUUCCAGGUUGGUGCUGUGUCUGACACCAGUAUUGAGCUAACCUGGGAACCUGCCUAUGAGAAAGAAGGAAUUAUAAAUUAUGAACUUCGCUACAUGGACCGCAAUUUGGGCACCCAGAUGAAGAAAACGUUUCCACCCACAUCUUCCUAUGUUGUGGAAGGUCUCCGCCCAGACACAGAAUACCACUUCUCUUUGGCAGCCAUCUCUAACAAAGGCAUUGGAGCCUUCACCAAUGACAUUUCACAGAAGACCUUGCAAGCGAAGCCCUCCGCCCCCCCUCAAGAAAUUAAGUGCAGCAGCACCAGCUCCACUACCCUGCUGGUAAGUUGGCGCCCCCCGCCUUUGGAGAGUCAGAACGGUGUCCUGGUGGGGUAUAGGGUGCGCUACCAGGUGACGAGCCCGUCAGAAGGUGGCAGUGAUGACGGAGAGCCCAUGGAGGAGCCCCCAAUCCCUGCCACUGAAGAGCAGGCGCUACUGCAUCGAUUGGAGAAGUGGACCCAAUACCGCAUCACCGUGUCUGCCUUGACUGUGAUUGGGCCAGGCCCUGAGAGUGAGCCCCUGAUCUGCCGCACUGACGAAGACGUCCCUGGGGCUCCUCCAAGGCGAGUGGAGGUGGAGGUCCUCAACUCCACAGCGCUAAAGGUGAUGUGGCGCUCACUGACGCCAGGAAAACAGCACGGACAAAUCCGUGGCUACCAGGUCCACUAUGUACGUGUUGAAAAUGGCGAGUCACGGGGCCUGCCCCUCAUCAAGGACGUCAUGUUGGCCGAUGCCCAGUGGGAAACGGACGAUACAGCUGAAUAUGAAAUGGUCAUUGGAGGACUCAAGCCAGACACCACUUACUCCAUCACGGUGGCUGCAUACACCACCAAAGGGGAUGGAGCCCGGAGCAAACCAAAACUGGUGGUGACCAAAGGGGCAGUGCCUGGUCCGCCCUAUCUGUCAGUGGCUCAGGACUCAGAGACAUCAGCUGUGGUUCGCUGGGAUGCUCCAGACCUGAUAAAUGGCAUGGACCUGCAGGGUUACCGGCUUCAGUUUGGCCGUAAAGAUGUCUCCCCUUUAGCCACACUGGAAUUUGCUCCCCAAGAACGACAGUACUCUGUGGUCAACAUUCACAGAGGGGCCACCUAUGUCUUUAAAAUCUCAGCCAAGAGCAGGGGGGGCUUUGGGGAAGAAGUUGUGGUGGAACUCAAUGUGCCCGAGAAUACACCAGGGGGAUACCCUCAAAUUGACGAGGGUUCUAGUGUGACAUGCUGUUCAGUACAGCUGUCCUGGUCUCCACCUGUGCUGGCGGAGAGAAAUGGGGUAAUCACAGAGUACACUUUGGCCUAUAAGGAAGCCGGUACCGGAGGAGCACCACGGGAGCUCCACUUACCCCCCAGCCUGUCCAGCUAUGUGCUCAACAGCCUCAAACCAAACUCGGCGUACGAUGUGAAAAUACGUGCACACACCAGUGUAGGUCCAGGGCCCUACAGCCCGCCUAUCCAGUAUCGGACGGCCUUUGAUCGAACAGAUGUUCCUAAGAAUUUCACUGUCAAGUGGGCCACCAAGACCACAGUGGUCCUUGCAUGGAAGUUUUCUGAAAGCAGGUCUCCGUACAAAUGCACGAUUGAGUAUAACCGUCAGAGGAUGGAUGUGGAUGCUAAGCAGUUGAGGGUACUCAUCACUGGGCUAAAGCACAACACAACCUACGAGUUCAGGGUGACCUGCCAAGAAAGCACUGAUGGUGGGCCAAGACAUCGUGUGGUUGCCAGGACCGCACCACUCAUCCUAGUCAAGAAACCCAAGCUGGACAUCUACGCUGAGCCUGACAACAUGCUCACCAUGUCCUUCCCACCGGUCGAUAACAAGGAUGUCAAGAACUUCUAUGUGGUUGUGGUGCCACUUACAAGGACUCCAGGAACUGUCAAAAACCUGAAGAACCCUGAUGAGAUGGACAUGGAAGAGCUGUUGCGGGAUGUGACCCCAAAGCGCCGCUCACGCCGUCAGCUGGCUCAGCUGGACCAGAGGAAGCCCUACAUCACAGCCUGCUUCAGGCAGCUGCCCCAGAGCUUCAUGGUGGGAUCUGACCAUCGCCAUAACAUCUGUGAGAACAAACCUCUUGAACCCGGCCAUGAGUAUGUUUUCUUCCUGCUGGCGGAACUCAAUGCCACCACUGGGAAAAUGUUUGCUACCAGCCCUUAUACUGACACAGUGAUGACACCCGAGCUGGUGGUGGACCCCCUGCCAGUAGAGCCUGGUGACGGACUCAUAUGGGUGGUGGGACCAGUCCUGGCUGUGGUCUUCAUCAUCUGCAUCGUCAUUGCCAUUCUCCUAUAUAAAAACAAACCUGACAGUCGCAAAAGAAAAGAGUCAGAGCCACGCACAAAAUGUCUACUGAACAACGCAGACAUUACACCCCACCACCCUACAGAUCCUGUGGAGAUGAGACGCAUCAACUUCCAAACUCCAGAUUCUGGUCUAAGCAGUCCUCAGAGUGAAGCAGAUUUUGACUAUGAAAGUAUGAUGAAUCAUCCUCCCAUCCCUAUCUCUGAGUUAGCCGAACACACAGAGCUCCUCAAGGCCAACGACAAUCUGAAGCUCUCCCAGGAAUAUGAGUCUAUCGAUCCAGGCCAGCAGUUCACCUGGGAACACUCCAACCUGGAGGUGAACAAGCCCAAAAAUCGUUACGCCAACGUCAUCGCCUACGACCACUCCCGCGUCAUCCUGGCUCCGAUUGAGGGUAUCACAGGUAGCGACUAUAUCAACGCCAACUACAUUGAUGGCUACAGGAAACAGAAUGCCUACAUCGCCACCCAGGGUCCAUUACCAGAGACAUUCGGGGACUUCUGGAGGAUGGUGUGGGAACAGAGAGCAGCCACUGUGGUCAUGAUGACCAGGCUGGAGGAGAAGUCACGGAUUAAGUGUGACCAGUACUGGCCCAGUCGUGGCACAGAAACCUAUGGUAUGACCCAAGUGACCCUGUUGGACACCAUAGAGUUGGCCACUUUCUGUGUCCGCACUUUCUCCUUGCACAAGGACGUACUUGGUACCGUCAUUGUUGACCAUAAGGAAGUUCUGGUCGAAUAA